GGAGAUCGGACCUACAAUAGUUGGAGAUGAAAGUUCUGAUCCAGAGUUGAUGGAGAAGCUUGGAGCCACCAGAAGAACUGUACUUGGGAAUAAUUUUGCAGAAUAUUUUAUAAAUGAGCCCCCACGUGUUACACUGAACAAGCUGGAGAGUUUAGGAUAUCGUGUCGUUAGCAUGACAGGAGUUGGGCAGACUCUCGUAUGGUGCCUACAUAAGGAGUAGAUAUGCUGUGCUUCACUAGGACCAGUUAAAGACUGCUUCAGAUGCCCAUGUGAACUGCAUCCUGUGAUGUUCCUGAUGAACUCUUCCCACCCAUCAGUACAGGAUGGGGUUGCCGAGUUUAAAAUUAAGCUUAAUCCACAUACACAAGCCUGGACCUUGCUUCCAUGUUGCAAUGGUGGAUUUACCAU
Messenger RNA from Staurois parvus, 408 nucleotides. NCBI's taxonomy places the organism in Eukaryota, Metazoa, Chordata, Amphibia, Anura, Ranidae. The record is from the annotation of a GenBank genome assembly.